CCCCCCCCUCCCCCCCCCGAGGCUCAAUUGGCUGCUGACAUUGCUGUGGCCACCGAGCAGGACGAGGACGGGGACACGCCCCUCCACAUCGCAGUAGCUCAGGGCUCCCUGGGCCUCGUCCGUCACCUUGUGUCCCUGUUCCUGCGGGGGGGCAAGGACCUGGAUGUGCAGAACCGGCUGCGGCAGACCCCCCUGCACGUCGCCAUCUUGGCGUCGCAGCCGGCGCUGGUGCGGCUGCUGGUGGCGCACGGCGCAUGCGCGAUGGCGCGGGACCGGCGCGGCCGCACGGGGGCGCACUUGGCAUGCGCGGCCGGCGGCGCAGGCGUACUGAGGGAGCUGCUCCGGGGGGGGCCAGACCUCCACGUGACCGACUAUGAGGGUCUGACCCCCCUGCACCUCGCGGUGCAUUCUGGGUGCCGGGAGAGUGUGGAGCUGCUGCUGGAGCAUGGGGCUGAUGUGGAUGCAGUGGACAUCAAGAGUGGUCGCUCCCCAUUGCAACAUGCAGUGGAGAACAACAGCCUGGACAUGGUGGAGCUGCUCAUUCAGCGCGGCGCUGACGUCAACGCGCAGUCGUACGCGGGCUGCACGGCCCUGCACGCGGCGGCGGCGCGCGGCCUGCAGGGGGCGCUGAGGCUGCUGCUGCGGGGGGGGGGCGACCACCGCAACCAGCGCCCCCUGGCGGUGGCCAAUGACCAGCAGGUAUAUGGGGGUCUAUGA
Melopsittacus undulatus (budgerigar) is the source of this 717-nucleotide messenger RNA. It is a transcript of the gene BCL3, whose product is annotated as BCL3 transcription coactivator. The annotation marks the transcript as partial. The record is from RefSeq and is a predicted model, not a curated record. NCBI's taxonomy places the organism in Eukaryota, Metazoa, Chordata, Aves, Psittaciformes, Psittaculidae. Gene Ontology annotation, biological process: cellular response to tumor necrosis factor. Gene Ontology annotation, cellular component: cytosol. Gene Ontology annotation, molecular function: NF-kappaB binding. The transcript is spliced from 6 exons.